CCGGACGCAGGGAUCGCCCUCACCGACGGCUCCCCUUUCCAUACGAGGAAAGGCAUCGGCCCCCUACGGGGGCCUUCCUCGGGCAAUCUUUAUCACUCCUGCAUGGCCGCAACCCGCAGAUCGGAGCGUCGCGGUCUCUGAGACUUGGUGCCCUUCGUCCGCCUGCCUGAAACGGAUUCCUGCUACAGAGCGUGCCCCACAGGGCUCCCAGCUCAGCCAUGCUGGCCUGUCUGCAGAGGACUCAGAACCCACCGGGCCAACACCUGGCCUGUCCAAGCAAGAGCCUGGAUCUGCGCAAGUGCGAGUCAGUGGCCAGCUCUAUGCAUUCCUCCCGCUACCCUAGCCCAGCGGAGCUGGAUGCCUACGCGGAGAAGGUGGCCAACAGCCCCCUGUCCAUCAAGAUCUUCCCCACCAACAUCCGAGUGCCGCAGCACAAGCACCUGAGCCGCACGGUCAACGGCUACGACACCAGCGGCCAGCGUUACAGCCCCUACCCUCAGCACACCGCUGGCUACCAGGGCCUGCUGGCCAUCGUCAAGGCCGCCGUCUCCUCGAGUGCGCAUGCGCCCGCUGGCCACCCCAAAAGCGUGCUCAAGAGCGUGGAAGGCAAGCGGACUAAACUGUCGCCGGCCACCGUGCAGGUGGGCAUUGCGCCCUACCCAGUGCCCAGCACCCUGGGGCCCUUGGCCUACCCAAAGCCACCCGAGGCACCUGCACCACCGCCCAGCCUGCCUGCAGCAGCCACUGCCACUUCGGUGAUCCCUCUGCCCGGCCGGGGCCUGCCCCUCCCCCCCUCCAACCUACCCUCUAUCCAUAGCAUCCUGUACCAGCUCAACCAGCAGUGCCAGGCCCCGGGCGCUGCACCAAGCGCCUGUCAGGGCGUGGCUGUGCCCCACCCCAGUCCAGCUAAGCACGGCCCGGUCCCCAGCUUUCCUAACCUGGCUUACUCGGCCACCGCCGGUCUGCCAGACUGCCGGAAGAGCACAGAACUGAGCCAGGGGGCCACCCCAGCUCUGACACUGGCUGGGGCCACCAAACCUGCAGGAUAUGCAGAAGGUGGCCUGGAUUACCUGCUGUGGCCACAGAAGCCACCCCCACCCCCACCCCAGCCGCUGCGGGCCUACAGUAGCAGCACCGUGGCCGGCAAGUCCCAGUCCCCAGAGAUUUGUGGCGGGAGGGCCUUCGAGCGGGCCAACGGGUCGCCCCACAACUGUGGCAUGGGGCUGCCCGGCAGCUUCACCGUAGGCCAGUACUUCGCUGCCCCUUGGAACAGUGUUCUGGUGACACCUACCAGUGACUGCUACAACCCAGCAGCUGCUGCCGUAGUGACAGAGCUGGGACCAGGAGCCGCCCGGGAGCUAGCCGGGCCUCCUGGAGACGCACUCUCUGGCCUGACCAGCAAGAGUGUGUGUAACACCGCGGUGCUGAGCAGCAGCCUCCAAUCGCUGGAGUAUCUCAUCAACGACAUCCGGCCACCCUGCAUCAAGGAACAGAUGCUGGGUAAGGGUUACGAGACGGUGGCCGUGCCCCGGCUGCUGGACCACCAGCACGCCCACAUCCGCUUACCUGUCUACAGAUAAGGUCUGCCCUGCGGACACACGGACAGACGGACAGGGUGCUGGGGGUUGGCAGGCCAUAGCACAGGGCGGGAACCUAGCAGGGCGCCCCGCCCGCCCUGUGUCCACGGGGAAGCCGGACUGGCUACCUCCUCGCUGCAGUGGGCAGGCGGGUUGACCUCACACACCAGGGCUUCUUUCUCCUCCCGCUUGCUGCUCCAGGAAGUAGGGAGGGACCCGGGCUGGCCGGGAGGCUCCUUCAUCCUUCAUCCAGGCAGGGAAAGAGGACCUUCUGCCAACAAGAAGUUCCUCCUGGGUCUCCAGCAGAGGGCGCGCCAGUCAUCCCGUGUCAUACACCGGGUCUCUACCCACAAUCUCCCAGUCCCUGGGUCCAAAGUGCCCCGCCCCCCCACCAACUAAUCCAGGUGAAGACCGCCCUGACUCCAGACCCCCACAGGCCUCAGGACUACCAGCCCCCUCCCUUCCUGUUGACUCUCCCUACCCACCCACCCUACCAGGAAUCACGCCCAACCUAACCUGUCCGCCCCAGACCAAUCUCUUCUCCAUCCUUACAGUACAUCUCACAGGGCUGCUGGGAACAGUUGGUGCAUUGCACAAGGGCACCUUGCCCAAGGAGACUCCACACACAUCCUAGAUUUGUGUAUUUAUUACAGUUGUCUGCAUUUCAAGGAAGGGACACCAUCUUCCUAUUCGCACAAAGAUGUCACAGGAGGGGGGGCGCUAAUGAGGGACCUGUAAAUUCAGGCUCCACUCACAAGGACGAUCUUGCCUUCGAGUGUCGGGAUCUCCUGGGGGGACCAGUGGGAGGGUGACCUGGCUGUAACUGGCAUACCCAAUCCAGCUCCCGUUUGUUCUGCAUCCCCCUGUCCCCCUGCACUGCUGCGGGGGGUGGGGUGGGGAAGAGAUAAGCCCAGGAAGUCCCCAAGGCCUGCAGUCCCCUGGCCCCGCCGGCCCCAGGCGCUCUGGAAGCGGUACUGUAUCUCUCCAAGGCCUGUCUCAGCACUAAGUGCAUUUACAAAUCUCUGAGAAUGUUUUUUUUUAUACUAAAAUUGACCAUUAUAUUCUACUGUGAGAAGUGCGGUCUGUCUGCACUAUAUUGUUUUAAAAAUGAAGAGAAAGAAAAAAAAACGGAAAACA
Mus pahari (shrew mouse) is the source of this 2714-nucleotide messenger RNA. It is a transcript of the gene Fam222a, whose product is annotated as family with sequence similarity 222 member A. The record is from RefSeq and is a predicted model, not a curated record. The coding region runs from base 219 to 1580 and encodes 453 amino acids. The transcript is spliced from 3 exons. NCBI's taxonomy places the organism in Eukaryota, Metazoa, Chordata, Mammalia, Rodentia, Muridae.